AUGGAUAUUGUUCUGUAUGGUUUUGCAUAUGAUCAGUCAACGGAUGAUUACUUUAUAGUUUUGUGGUACUUCGAAGACCAUCCGGUAAGUAGUUCAACUGAACUUUUGAUUUUCUCUUUGAGAGCUAAUAAGUGGAAACCAAUUGAGGUUGCUUCUCAUUUGCCUUAUAUGAUGAUUGUUGAAUGGCAAAAUGGCCCUAGACAUGGGUUGUUCUUGAAUGGUUCUAUUCAUUGGAUGGUUUAUAAUCCUGAGACCUCAAAAUAUGUUAUUGUUGCCCUUGAUGUAAAGGACAUGACGAUAUCAGAGAUAGCUUUGCCCGAUGAUACUUCUAUGUUGGUAGUUGGAGGACUGAUCGGUGCAUGGAUGAAAGACUUGAAUACAGUGAAAAUAUGGGUGAUGCAAAAAUAUGCAGUGCACUCGUCUUGGACUAAGAUUAUUGAAUUUUCUGUUGAUCCUAUUUUGCAUUGUUCUUUAUCUAUACUAUGCUUUACAAAUUGUGGUGAUAUAAUUGGAAUAGACGGUGAAGAUAGAUUGGUGACGUUUAACGACAAAGGAAAGCUGAUAGAGCAUCCCUUCUGUCAUAACUACCUCUCAGACAAAUCCGCCAAAUCAGAGUUUGUGGUGUAUACAGAGUCUCUGUUUACACUCCCCGGCACAGGUCAAGCUUAG
Messenger RNA from Vicia villosa (hairy vetch), 669 nucleotides. Its product is annotated as F-box/kelch-repeat protein At3g06240-like. Bases 1 to 669 code for a protein of 222 amino acids. Lineage: Eukaryota; Viridiplantae; Streptophyta; Magnoliopsida; Fabales; Fabaceae. The record is from RefSeq and is a predicted model, not a curated record. The transcript has a single exon.